AGGUGCUACAAUGGCUCGAAUAAGCUUGACUAGGCUCUGUUUACAAGAGGAAGAUCAUGAAUUGGAAGAGGUGCGAUGCAAACACGGAUUUGUUUUGCCUUUGCUGACCUCUUGGACCCCGAGAAAUCCUAGUAGAAGAUAUUGGGGUUGUCCUUACUAUGGGAAUGCUAGAUCAUGCGAUUUUUGGCUUUGGAAAGAUGAUUAUAUUGAUCCAAGAUCCAAAUUUGUGAUUCCCAAGUUGUUGGGAAGAAUUGCGGAGCUUGAACAUAGUGUUGAAUCUUCUCGAAAAGUUGAAACUUCGGAUAAGGAAAUCAACAAGCCUACUAAGUCGACCAAAUCUAUGGAAAGCAAAAUAGAUAUAAACAAGAAAGAGUAA
Solanum tuberosum (potato) is the source of this 376-nucleotide messenger RNA. RefSeq lists its product as uncharacterized. The coding region runs from base 11 to 376 and encodes 121 amino acids. Lineage: Eukaryota; Viridiplantae; Streptophyta; Magnoliopsida; Solanales; Solanaceae. The record is from RefSeq and is a predicted model, not a curated record. The transcript is spliced from 2 exons.